Messenger RNA from Capsella rubella, 509 nucleotides. RefSeq lists its product as uncharacterized. The transcript has 3 exons. The record is from RefSeq and is a predicted model, not a curated record. NCBI's taxonomy places the organism in Eukaryota, Viridiplantae, Streptophyta, Magnoliopsida, Brassicales, Brassicaceae. Bases 46 to 318 code for a protein of 90 amino acids.
GAAAGCAAAACUAGUAAACAAAAAGAGAAAGAGAGAGAGAGAGAGAUGGGAAAGAAAACUUCUUCGAAACCGAGUCAAGUGUUGUUCAUUGUGGUUCUUCUUUGCAUAUGCAUCUAUCGUACCGAAUCAGCUGUUCCUUCUCAUCAUCAUCACCAACUUUCAAUAACCGGGAGGAGAAUGAUGGCUUCUAAUAGGUCUGAUAAUCAUCAGAAAGGGAAGACACAAGAGAAUAUUUAUAAGCCAAACAGUGAGAUAUUUACAGGACCUUCACAUAGUGGACAUGGUGGUAGCAGCAUUGAUCAAGUUUCUUCGCCUUAGUUUUUGGGAAAAUGAUGAUCUAUUAAAUAAUUCGAGGUCAUUCAUAUAGGCUUUGAAAAAUAAAAACUCUAUAGCUUCAAAAAUAAAAACUCUAUCAUUAAUGUAUGAUGUAUUUAUAAUUUGUGUAAAAAUAUAUAAGUGUUUUAAGAUUUUGUUUUUAAUAAAUUUCCAAUAGUUAAAUAUGUUCCGAA